This is a messenger RNA of Fundulus heteroclitus (mummichog), 2212 nucleotides long. RefSeq names its product rhomboid, veinlet-like 2 (Drosophila) (gene rhbdl2). Lineage: Eukaryota; Metazoa; Chordata; Actinopteri; Cyprinodontiformes; Fundulidae. The coding region runs from base 438 to 1307 and encodes 289 amino acids. The transcript is spliced from 8 exons. Gene Ontology annotation, molecular function: serine-type endopeptidase activity. Gene Ontology annotation, cellular component: membrane. The record is from RefSeq and is a predicted model, not a curated record.
GCAACGGGAAACAGGUAAGGGGACGGCUACAGCUUUGUUUGGGUCAGCAGGGUCCACGGACGGUCUGCAAACUGUGGCACUUUUCAGGGAGGAAACCAGAAACGGCAAUCACUCACGUUUUGUUUGUUUUGAGGCAGGAAGCGUCUUGGAGGAGGCAGAAAAAAAAGGAAAGAGGACUAUAAUUAUCUCCGACUGAUUGUUGUUGCUUUUUUUCGUUCACUAAGGACCAGUUUGGAGAAGAACGCGGGACUGUGGGUCGUUUGGGAGCAUUUAUGGGGCUGUGUUAAAGACACUGGUCGUGCUUUAAUCCCGAGCUCACCCUGUGGAUUAAUUUAACAACCUUUGAUUCAACACGGGAACAAUUCACCGUUUUCUAAUUGGAGCCAACAGACGCGUUCCUGCCGAAAGUUGAGAUCUUUGCUGCUGCAGCAUCAGUGAUGGGGGACAGUGACCCAGAGCAGGGGAGGUCGCUGAGAGGCAAUAAGAACCGGCCAAAUCGGCGUAAUGAAAACGAGGGAUGCUUUGAGAAGUUUCAGAAUGCGGUUUCCAAAUGGAUGCUCCCAGAAACUUUACGGAGCGACUACCUGGAACGUGCCAACUGCCGCCCGCCCCCGAUCUUCAUCAUUCUCAUCAGCAUUGCAGAGUUGGUGGUGUUUAUCUACUACGCUGUGUGGAAGCCUCAAAAGCAGUGGGUGACCCUGGAUGAAGGCAUCUGGAGAAGUCCUCUCACCUACGAUCCUCACAAAAGAGAGGAAGCGUGGCGCUUUGUUUCCUACAUGUUCGUCCACGCUGGUGUGGAGCACAUUGUGGGUAACCUACUGAUGCAGCUCGUGCUGGGUAUCCCUCUGGAACUGGUCCACAAAGGACAUGAAGUCGGAGCAGUUUACCUGGCCGGUGUCCUCGCAGGCUCUUUGGCCAGCUCCAUUUUUGAUCCUGUCAGUGCCUUGGUUGGGGCUUCUGGGGGAGUUUAUGCCCUGAUUGGAGGUUAUUUCAUGAAUGCAGUAGUGAAUUUCCGAGAGAUGAUUCCUCUUCUUGGAGUGUUUCGAAUCCUUGCCAUCAUUUUGAUUGUUGGCGUAGAUUUUGGCUUCGCCUUCUACAGACGAUUUGGCAGCCCUGAGGGAGGUAUACAGGUGUCGUUCGUGGCUCAUUUUGGGGGAAUUUUGGCUGGGAUGACCAUCGGAUAUGUCUUCUUCAGUGCCUACAGCCAAAAACUGCUUAAAGACCCACGUUUCUGGAUGUGUAUAGUUGGAUAUUUUGCCUGCUUAAUCUUUGCCGUGUUCUUCAACAUCUUCCUCUCGCCUGUAUAGUAGGACUGGAAAAGAUUUCACGCAAAGUUUUGCUCAGGAAACUCAGGUUUACUAGUCUUAGAGCAGCAUCUCAGUGAAUAUCAAACACAUUUUUGUCUUUUUAUAUUGAAAUGUUCUCGUUUUAAAGAUUGUAUUCUGAAUUAAAGUAUAAUGCUGCCUUGAGAUGGUCUGUAGAACUGCAGACCCCACCGUUGAACAGCAAAAGUGCCUUCAACAUACUUAAUCAACUCUUGUUUAUUUUAUUAUUCCAGAUAAGACUUUUGGAGAUUUUAAUUAAAGACUGAUUUCCUCAAUUCUUGUUUACCUCUAUAGUUCUUAUGUCAAGUAUUAAUAAAACAUCAGUAAAUGUGAGUUAAUCUACAAACAAAUAGUAAUUGUCUCAACAUUUUAACUACAACACUAAAAACUGUUUAUAAAAAAGGCAAAAAAUAGAUUAGUGUUUGAACUGCUUUUUUUAUUUUAUUUUUUACUUUAUUGUUGCAGAGCUGUUUUAUCUUGAGGCCUUGGCUUUAAGCCUCGUUCUUUCUGCUGCAUCCUGUCAGAGGAAGAGUAAAAUGUUCAGUAAGAAGUUAAGCAGAUGUUGGACACACCAGCUAUUGUAACUUAUCAGUCAUCAUGACUGUUUAUUGCUACCCUAAGUGAACUGUAUGUGCCAACCUCAAAGGCAACUGUGGUUUUUGCUCAUUAGUGCAGCAUUUUCUGUCAGGGCAAUGACCACAUAUCGGUUUUAGCGUUGGGUGUGUUAAUGUAGAGACAUAUUUUAUAACAUGCAUUUCUACUCUAAAACAUCCUGGAAACUUUCCAACCAAAGACCAAAAAUAUUCUCUUGUUUAGUUUGUUUUUGAAUCUUCAUGUCAUGAUAUUUAAAUAAAAAAUGACUGUCAGUUUUGGCUGAUUAAUGUAUA